ACGAAUAAAAUAGACCAGUUCCCUGCUUUCGGCUACAAAUUUUACAAGUGUAAUAAGAAAAAAAGAAGAAAUAUUACAAAUUCCUGCAGCAAGUGAAAUAGGCAAAUUAUAGGCAAUAGUUAAACAGUAAAUAGAAACAAGCAAAGUAAAAAGAAGUAAGCGAGCUGGAGCAAAGGGUAUAAGGUCGAGGACUCGGCUGUAUGCCAGCAAAGGACAUAAGAGUACGAAUUGAUUAAAGCCUAUACUGAUCAGUCAGAGGAUCCCCCAAAGAUGCUGAGUUCGCUGGACGCGCUGGCCGGCAAAAUAGCCACUGCCACGCCCGGAACGGGGGCGGUGACGGCGGACAGCAAGAACACACAGUCGCUGCACCAUCACCACCGUCUGGACUACGACUAUUCGGCGGUCGAGAUUGAGCCGCCGGCGGAGCAGCUGGCCAACUCGCCGAGGAGCGAGCGGGAGCGGUUGCAGCAGGCCCAGCAGGCCUACGAGCAGCAGGCCCAGGCGGAACUGGAGUUCGGCCUGGCCGAGGUGGACGCCAAGCUGACGCAGCUGAAGAGCAGCCACAGCCUGCAGCACCACCACCACCAGCUGCAGCGCCAUCCGCACCACCAGCUGCACCACCACCAGCCGCCCCACCACCACAACCACCACCACCAUCACCAUCCCUACCAGCGACCCAGGCCCACGUCGCCCCCGCAUCAGCAGCAACAGUCGUCCUCCUACCAGCAGCAACUCAACCAGCUGGCCGCUCUGCAGGAUCACCACGAUCUCCUCCAGUCGCAGCAGGAGCUCUUCCACAAGCAGCUGGCCAACAUGCAGGAGUACCAGCGGGAAAGGGAGCGGGAGCGGGAAAGGGAACGGGAGCGGGAGCGGGACAGGGAGCGCAGCAGCUUUAUCGAUAACAGCGACUACGAUUCGCAGCCGGAGUUCAAAAUUUGCCUGAGGGAUAGUGCUUUUGGUAUGAGCGAUAAGAGCAGCAGUGCAACAAAUAGCCUGCCAAACAGUCCCAUACACAGCAACAACAACAACCCGUCGCUCUUGAACAACAACAACAGCGGCAGCAACAACAGCAAUCCGAGCUUGGGUUGCCCCAGCAACAACAACGCGCUGGUUCCCGUGGGCACCAACGGUAUAAUGUCCGCCGCCGGAUUGGUGAGCAACAACAACAACAACCCGUGCAGCGCCAACCGAAAUGUGGUUGCACUAAUGGAGGACGACCCCUGCUUCCGGUUGGACACGGACGCCACGGUGACCUACGGCGAGAAGGAGCCGGAUCCGGACAACAUCAAGAUGUUCGUCGGCCAGGUGCCCAAGUCGAUGGACGAGUCGCAGCUGCGCGAAAUGUUCGAGGAGUACGGAGCGGUGCACUCGAUCAACGUUCUGAGGGACAAGGCCACCGGAAUUAGCAAGGGUUGCUGUUUUGUGACGUUUUAUACGAGACGCGCCGCCCUGAAAGCCCAGGAUGCUUUGCAUAAUGUUAAGACGCUGAAUGGGAUGUACCACCCCAUUCAAAUGAAACCAGCCGAUAGCGAGAAUCGCAAUGAACGCAAACUUUUUGUGGGAAUGCUAAACAAGAAGCUGAACGAGAACGACGUUCGCAAACUUUUUGAAGUCCACGGAGCCAUCGAGGAGUGCACCGUUCUUCGGGACCAGAACGGCCAGAGCAAAGGUUGUGCCUUCGUCACAUUUGCCACCAAACACGCCGCCAUUUCGGCCAUUAAAGUGACCCUAAGCCAGAACAAGAUCAUGGAGGGCUGCACAUCGCCGCUGGUCGUCAAGUUCGCCGACACGCAGAAGGAGAAGGAGCAGAAGAAGAUCCAGCAGAUCCAGGCCAACCUGUGGAACCUGGCCAGCAACAUCAAUAUUCCGCUGGGGCAGACGGCCACCAGCGUGACCACGCCCAUUCUGCCCAACCCGCCGCAGCAGCCUUCGCCGGUCCUUGGUGCCGAUGCCAUCACCCCGGCCUCCAUCCAACUGCUGCAGCAACUGCAGGCGGUUGGACUGCAGCAGCAGUUGCUCCAAGCCCUCACCGGUCUGGGAGCCCAGCAGAGCAGCUCGGCGACGGACACCAGCGCCGUUGCGGCCGCUGGCCUUUUGACCCCGAUGACCGUCCAGAAUUUGGCGGCCAUUGCGGCCAUGACGCAGCCAAGUCUCUCGAAUGCCGCCGCCGCAGCAGCCGCUGCCUCAUCGCCGGGAAGUGCCCAACUUACCAACACGGCUGCGCUGCUCUGGUCAGAUCCGAAUCCGUUGGCAUCGGCAUAUAUGUCAACAGCCGCCGGUCUACCGCAAUUUGGAAGCGCCAGUGCAUUGUCCACUUCGCCGCUGGCCAGCGUGGCCCUCAGUGCCGCAGCCGCCGCCGCUGCGGGAAAGCAGAUCGAAGGACCCGAGGGCUGCAACCUUUUCAUCUACCAUCUGCCGCAGGAGUUCACCGACACGGAUCUGGCCUCCACGUUCCUGCCCUUCGGCAAUGUGAUCUCGGCCAAGGUGUUCAUCGACAAGCAGACCAGCCUGUCCAAGUGCUUUGGCUUCGUCUCGUUCGACAAUCCGGACUCGGCCCAGGUGGCCAUCAAGGCGAUGAACGGUUUCCAGGUGGGCACCAAGCGCCUCAAGGUGCAGCUGAAGAAGCCCAAGGACUCCAAGCCCUACUAGAGGGCAUUGUCGGAGGAUUCCCACCGUCAGCAGCGAGGUUAUCCGGACACAACGAGUAGAGGAAUAUUGAGAUUUGUGAAAUAUGGAGUAGUCAAUGAAUGAAGAGUAGCCCGUGUAGAGCGCGCGCGUUGCAAGAGUAAACGAAGAUGCGAAUGCCAACGUUGUACGUAUCAUGAAAAACCAAAUACCAGAGCAGAAAAAGACAUGAAUCUGUGCCAAAAAGAGACAGAAUCACUUAUGAUUUAGCACGUUAUAUGUUGAAUUAGAAAAAAAAAACACAAAACCCAAAAAAAAGAAACGAAUAAUACAACUAUUAGACCGUAGUUUAGUUAACUUUCUGUUGAAGUUCCCUUUGAACCCUUACGACUUGUUUUCAUAUUUUUAAACUGUCGUACGAGUUGGUUGAACCAUCGCCUUUUUAUUAAACAUUUUGUACACACUUUCAUGACUCACAAACGAAACAAAAAAUAAAAAAACAAAAAAAAAUACAAGGAUCUGUUCGAGUGUUAGCUUAUAAGUUUUUGAUAUAUCUCAUAAUUUUAUACUCGCUCUUUCUGUUUGAUUUGUUCAUCUCUCAUGUUGCAAGUCACAAUGAAGUUCUUAUUAUAAAUAUAUACCCACAUGAUAUAUAUUCUAGCUAUAGUUACAAGUUACUCGUUCUGUUCAAUGGAUUAUCUCUUUUAUAUAUAAAUAUCUACAUUUAUGCAGAUGUGCAUAAUUAGUUUUUAGUUAUCUGAUUUGUUACACCCCCAAACUAACUUACAUUUUUUAUUUGUACUGAAAAAGGAAAUGUUUUUGUUAACACGCAUUAUAAGUAACACAAUUAUUAUUAUAAUUAGUUGAACAAACAAAUUCACAUACGCUUCUCAGUGUUAAUUAUGCAAUUUGUAAAAAAUAACUAUGCAUACAAAAGACAACAAACCAAAUGAAAUCAAAAAAUGGAAAACUUGUUAUUUA
Molecule: messenger RNA, 3606 nt
Organism: Drosophila suzukii
Lineage: Eukaryota; Metazoa; Arthropoda; Insecta; Diptera; Drosophilidae
Gene: bru1
Product: bruno 1
Biological process (GO): regulation of alternative mRNA splicing, via spliceosome; mRNA splice site recognition
Cellular component (GO): nucleus; ribonucleoprotein complex; cytoplasm
Molecular function (GO): mRNA 3'-UTR binding
Source: RefSeq, a predicted model, not a curated record